AGGAAUACAAAAUUAAUAUGGCUUUGAUAGGAUAUCCGCAAAAAUAAAAGAAAAAAAUAAAUUAUGGAUGUUAGAGAGUGGUUGAACCCUCAGCCCCAUAUUCAUGGAAGUGGAAGCAGCAUUAAUUGAGUAGCUCAACACCCUUUAUAUAUGUUAUGUGUGUGGCAUGUAUGUUAUAUCUACCAAGCUGCUACAACACACAAACUAAAGUUAGAAGAGUUUGUAGAAAGGGCUACCUACAAAAUCAUAUCUUUGCAUCCUUUACAACAAAACAGAAAGAGAAGAAUGGCUUUUUGGAGAUCCACAACACUUGAAUCCGACAAACACGACUUGAAUACCUAUGCAAAUGCUACAACAACAACAACAGCAACAACGGACAAGGACGCCACUACUACUCAUGCUGAGCUCACCAAAAUCCCUCUUAUGAGAGCCUUCAUUGAAACGCACGAUCCCUCUUCUAUGCAUGAAGUGGAUGAUUUGAUGAUGAGAAGAUUUCUGCGUGCUCGUGAUUCAGAUGUUGACAAGGCUUGUGCAAUGCUCCUCAAGUGCUUGAAAUGGAGGCGCUCCUUUGUUCCAAAUGGUUUCUUUUCUGUGUCAGAGGUUCCCAAUGAAAUCUCACAGGACAAGGUCUUCGCCCAAGGACAUGACAACAGAGGUCGACCAAUCGCUGUUAUCUUUGGUGCCAGACAUUUCCAAAACAAACAGGGUGGUCUCGAUGAAUUCAAACGUUUUGUUGUGUAUGCAUUUGACAAGUUAUGUGCCAGUAUGCCAGCUGGGCAAGAAAAAUUUGUGGGCAUUGCAGAACUUAAGGGAUGGGGAUACUCUAACAGUGACGUGCGUGGAUACAUUACCGCUCUAAGCAUUUUGCAGGAUUACUACCCUGAAAGAUUAGGCAAGUUGUUUAUUCUGCACGCACCUUACAUAUUUAUGAAAGUGUGGAAAGUCAUUUACCCCUUCAUUGACAACAAUACCAGGAAAAAGAUUGUAUUUGUGGAGAACAAGAAGCUGAAAUCAACACUGCUAGAAGAUAUAGAGGAGAGUCAGCUCCCAGAGAUAUAUGGAGGCCAAUUGCCAUUAGUCCCAAUACAAGAUAGCUGAAUUAUUGAAUAACAAUAAUAAAAUUGAUGACUUUCACAUGCAAUAAGGAAUAAAUAAAUAUUUUACAUCAUUAUUAUAUGUUAUCUCACUGUAUCAGUAGGUGCAGGUUUUAUGAAUAAAGAUUGGGGUGUCAAUACACUAAUCAAUCUCAGCAGAUUCAAUUUGUAAUACAAAUAUUGAAUUAAGCAGUACUAGAUUGUAGUAAUAAAAUUAAGAUUUGGUACGGCAAUAAUGGUAGCAUGGAGGUGGAUAGAAGGGAAGAGUAGAGAAGAGAUUAUGAUUGUUGGGUUGAGACCUGAGACUACAAUAAUACAGGGGACUUCCUGGUAA
This is a messenger RNA of Arachis duranensis, 1428 nucleotides long. RefSeq lists its product as uncharacterized. The transcript is spliced from 6 exons. Bases 151 to 1098 code for a protein of 315 amino acids. Lineage: Eukaryota; Viridiplantae; Streptophyta; Magnoliopsida; Fabales; Fabaceae. The record is from RefSeq and is a predicted model, not a curated record.